ACCAUUUUUUCCUGCAUGACAUGGGCAGAAGCAGGGGCUAAAGCUCCAUUCCACUCUCCGGGAAGCCUGCAGACCUGCCUUCAGGACCAAUCCCAAGAAGCCGUCUAACCGGAACAAGGCAAGAUGGAGUUUUUCCUCUUGUCACCCAGGCUGGCUUGCAAUGACAUGAUCUUGAUUCACUGCAACCUCCAUCUCCCGGUUUCAAGUGAUUCUCCUGCCUCAGCCUCCCGAGUAGCUAGGAUUAUAGGAUGCUGGACUGGAAGAGCUCCUUGACCCUCACAGCUUAUGUCAUCAUCUUCCUCACUGGCUUCCCUGCCAAUCUCCUGGCCCUGCGGGCCUUCACGGGACGGGUCCGCCAGCCCCAGCCUGCACCUGUGCACAUCCUCUUGCUCAGCCUGACGUUGGCCGACCUCCUCCUGCUGCUGCUGCUGCCCUUCAGGAUCAUCGAGGCUGCGUCGAACUUUCACUGGUACCUGCCUGAGAUCGUCUGCGCCCUCACGGGUUUCGGCUUUUACAGCAGCAUCUACUGCAGCACGUGGCUGCUGGCGGGCAUCAGCAUCGAGCGCUAUGUGGGAGUGGCUUUCCCUGUGCAGUACAAGCUCUCCCGCCGGCCUCUGUAUGGAGUGAUUGCAGCUCUCGUGGCCUGGAUUAUGUCCUUUGGUCACUGCACCAUCGUGAUCAUCGUUCAGUAUUUGAACACAACCGAGCAGGCCAGAAGUGGCAAUGAAAUUACCUGCUACGAGAACUUCACUGACCGACAGCUGGAGGUGGUGCUGCCUGUGCGGCUGGAGCUGUGCCUGGUGCUCUUCCUCAUCCCCAUGGUGGUCACCAUCUUCUGCUACUGGCGUUUUGUGCGGAUCAUGCUCUCCCAGCCCCAUGUGGGGGCCCAGAGGCGGCGCCGGGCUGUGGGGCUGGCUGUGGUGACGCUGCUCAAUUUCCUGGUGUGCUUUGGACCUUACAACGUGUCCCACUUGGUGGGGUAUUACCAGAAGAAAAGCCCCUGGUGGCGGACGAUAGCCGUGGUGUUCAGUUCACUCAACGCCAGUGUGGACCCCCUGCUCUUCUAUUUCUCUUCUUCCGUGGUGCGCAGGGCAUUUGGCAGAGGGCUGCAGGUGCUACGGAAUCAGGGCUCCUCCCUGUUGGGACGCAGAAGCAAAGACACAGCAGAAGGGACAAAUGGGGACAGGGGUGUGAGUCAGGGAGAGGGAAUGCCGAGUUCGGACUUCACUACGGACUAGCAGUUUCCCUGGACCUUCGGAGGUGGCCUGGGUUACACAAGAGCUGGAAAGGCUGGGAGAGGGGGAGCAGGAGGGUUCCCGUCCAGAUUCAGAAAUCCUCAGACCCAGUCUGGGACUGGGACUUUGAACAAAAGCCUUUCACCAGCUUGGUAUCCCCUCCUGACAGAAUUUUCUUACUCAAAGGAGCAUAGCUCAGAGAUGCAAGAAGAAAUAGUUAGGCAUAGAAGCACCGGCCGGGCACGGCGACUCACGCCUGUAAUCCCAGCACUUUGGGAGGCCGAGACAGGCAGAUCACAAGGUCAGGAGAUUGAGACCAUCCUGGCCAACAUGGGGGAAAACCCCAUCUCUGCUACAAAUACAAAAAUUAGCUGGGCAUGGUGGCGCACACAAUCCCAACUAUUCGGGAGGCUGAGGCAGGAGAACCACUUUAACCCAGGAAGCGGAGGUUGCAGUGAAUGGAAAUUGUGCCACUGCACUCAGCCUGGUGACUGAGCGAGACUCCGUCUCAAAAAAAAAAAAAAAAAAAAAAAAAAAGGACUUUCAGGCUGGGGAAGCAGCGUAGCUAACAUGAGUCCAGUCCCCGUGAUGUGGUUGGUGGUUGGGGGUGGCCAGGCUAAAGCAGGGAGCCCUAUAACAAUCUCGAUACAAGCUUCAAAGCAACAACCUAGACACUGCUCUAGCAGUUGAUGCUGGAGGUAAACCAACAGGAAAGAGAUAGAAGAGAAAUACUAAAUGAGUUCAAAAAAGACUCAGAAACGUUCUGAGCUUGGAAAUGAUCAGGGAGGCCUCAGGGCUUAGACCUUUAAUGACAGUUUCUCUGCAUCGGUCUGACCUGUUGCCUUUUCAGUGUGCUCUGUUUGAUUUCACAUGUUAUCUUGUCUCCCCGUCUAAACUAGGAGCUGCCAGAGAUCUGGAUCUUAUCUCUUUCCUCCAUGGUACCCCAUAUGGGCCAGGACGUGGGUUGGUACCCAGCAAUCAGAAAUUGGCACUGCCUCUUACAAGGGAAAGCAACCUGGUCUAGCAGAUGGAAAAUAAAGAUGAUAAAACUCUUAAGUGAGUGUCCACAAUUUUUGUAACACUUCUGCAAGUACAG
Molecule: messenger RNA, 2331 nt
Organism: Saimiri boliviensis boliviensis (Bolivian squirrel monkey)
Lineage: Eukaryota; Metazoa; Chordata; Mammalia; Primates; Cebidae
Source: RefSeq, a predicted model, not a curated record